This is a messenger RNA of Guyanagaster necrorhizus, 815 nucleotides long. RefSeq lists its product as uncharacterized. The coding region runs from base 93 to 722 and encodes 209 amino acids. The record is from RefSeq and is a predicted model, not a curated record. The transcript has 5 exons. NCBI's taxonomy places the organism in Eukaryota, Fungi, Basidiomycota, Agaricomycetes, Agaricales, Physalacriaceae.
UUGGAAGUCUCCCAAAAAUGCAGGAAAGCUGUAAAAGCUAUCUUGAAGGCAAACGAACAACUUAAGCUUGACUUCGCGGCAUCGAAUAACGUAUGGUAGAAGCAAUAGAAAAAGAUGACUAUGUUCAUACUCAAUGUUCGUCGUUCGUCAAGAAACAUUUGAAGCGUUCCUCAGUUGAUAAAACCCCUCGUAUCAAGGUUGACAUCAGAGUGCGGAAGGAUGAUAUUCAAAAUGAAUCUGACCAACAGAUAAUCGAAGUCGUCGGUUGCAGAGCAAACGAUACCUUAGAUAUCGUCCUGCUGUCGAUGAGAUUGGAUAUCAGUAGUCCUCAAUUACGAGACAAUCCCCAUUUCUACGAUCGGUUAUUGCCCCAAACCCUCCAAGGAGUCGAAAGCUUGGCAAAGAGAUUCCUUCCUUUCCACAGCGUCCUUUCCGACCUAGACAUCCCACAAGGAGUAAAUUACCUGGUGUUGUACUGUCUGCCUGAUACUAUCCUGCUCCGCGCCGUUACAGUACGGAGGUCCUUUGGUAAUAUCUGGAAUGUAAAUGGGAGUUUCAUCUUGAAAGGUCAUGAAUUUUAUUGUCUUAUCUAUAGCACGCUAACUGUCGUUUUUCAGAUACCGUUGGAGGCCAUCACAAACCGGCUGAGAUAUUCAAGGAUAUCUCUCUUGCCAAUGCCGAAAUCAUCAGAAAACCCUUGCGAUCGAAUUCAGGGUCCGUAAUGAAGACCAGUGAGUGGUACGCACUACUACAGAGGGUGUGCACAGGUCUUUCAGAGAUGAGUCAGGGAUAUGUUGGAUAGUCGAAGCACCCGA